AUGACCCAGGACAACUCUCCCCGUAUCGGCGCCGCGUCCACUCCCUCUGGGUCGCCUUCUCUCUCGUCAAACGGUACCGGCGCAAAUACCCCAGCCGUUGCGCCAGUGCUGUCCCCGAUCAUCACGGACCUGUCGCGCGACUCGUCAACGUCGACAACGAGUAACGCAUUGGAACAACCGCCCUUACGUCUCCAGACCUCCAUGGGCCGCAUCCCUCGCCAGGCGUCAGUCGAUGCGCUGCGUCCGCGUACACCCUCAGACUUGGGGCCAAAUGGCUCCUCGGACAGCUCGGACUCGCGCACCAACGGGUCAGACUCGAGGACCAACUCGCCCCGCCCAUCGACGCUGGGUCUUCCCUCGUCCCGCAGCCUCCCUCGCCCGGGGUCCAUGUCCUCGUUACCGACCAGGCCGUACUCAAUGCCCCGGUCCAGCAGCGGAGCACCCCACCAAGGCCGCAGCGUGCAGCUCACCAUGCCGCGUCCCCUGAGCGUCUCCACAAACCUCGCCGAGCCAAUCUCCCCAGUCUCGUCCCACGGCGGGAGGCCCUCGUGGCAGCAGACCGCAGGCCAGCGCGAGAGCUACCACGCGACUCGCUCCUACACGUGCAGCGAGUUUGGCCAGGUACAGGUCGCCCCGACGUCGCCCAGGUCGCAGCACAACAGCCAUCGCAGGCAGACCUCGGCACUGUCACUGUCGGGCACGGGCAACGAGGUGUAUGAGGAACCACAGCAGAUCGACCCUAUGCGUGAGCGCCAGGUCCACGGCAUUGUGUGA
Messenger RNA from Apiotrichum porosum, 774 nucleotides. RefSeq lists its product as uncharacterized. The transcript has a single exon. The coding region runs from base 1 to 774 and encodes 257 amino acids. The record is from RefSeq and is a predicted model, not a curated record. NCBI's taxonomy places the organism in Eukaryota, Fungi, Basidiomycota, Tremellomycetes, Trichosporonales, Trichosporonaceae.